UUUAUUAUUGUAUACUGUCUUCUUCUACUCGCGAUUCAUUUUUUCGUGCACUUAACAUCUAAAGUUCAAACCGUAAACAUAUCUUAUUUUCUUUAGUGAGUUUUCAGUUCCUCAACAAUUUAUUUGUCAAAUAAAGAACUUAACUAAAUAAUCAAGUAAAUUAAGAUUCCAAACGAUUUUUUUUUUUAUCAUGGAUCAUUGGCCAAAAGAUGUUGGAAUACGCGCUAUUCAUUUCGUCAUACCGUCGUUGUAUGUCGAUCAAACUGAUUUGGAACAAUACGACCAAGUGUCAGAAGGAAAAUAUACCGUUGGUCUGGGCCAAAAGCAAAUGGGGUUCUGCACAGACCUCGAAGACGUGAACUCGCUGUGCCUGACAGCAGUCAGUCAGCUUGUCGAGAACAACGGCAUUAAUUAUGCGGAUAUAGGUCGCCUAGAGGUGGGCACCGAGACCAUAAUCGAUAAGUCGAAAAGUGUGAAAACAGUUUUGAUGAAGCUAUUCGAGCCCAGUGGUAAUUUCCACGUCGAGGGUAUCGAUACGACAAACGCCUGUUACGGUGGUACGGCGGCCCUAUUCAAUGCUCUGUCGUGGAUGGAGUCGAGCUCGUGGGACGGUAGGCUGGCCGUGGUAGUCGCGGCCGACAUCGCGAUUUACGCCAAGGGUAACGCGCGUCCGACGGGAGGUGCCGGCGCCGUUGCAAUGCUGAUCGGCCCGAACGCCUCAUUGGUGAUCGAGAGAGGCCUGAGAGGCACGUACAUGAAUCACGCGUACGAUUUCUUCAAGCCCGAUCUGACAUCCGAGUACCCGGUGGUGGACGGUAAACUGUCCAUCGAGUGUUACCUGAACGCCCUGGACCAGUGCUACAAGUCCUAUCUAAGCAAAUGCGGAGACGGUACCAACGUCAAUCUGAAUGGGUUCGAUUCCUUCGUGUUCCACACACCGUACUGUAAACUGGUACAGAAGUCCCUGGCUCGGUUGUACCUGAACGAUUUCGUGAAUAGUGGCGCCAAGGACGAGGACUACCCGGGGCUAGACCGAUACAAGGACGUGCACCUACCGUCCACAUUUUUCGAUCGGGAUAUCGAAAAGACGUUCAUGGAGCGCAGCAAGACCGUUUACGAGGACAAGACCAAACCAUCGCUGUUGUUGGCGUCGCGCGUUGGUAACAUGUACACGGCAUCCGUGUACAGCGGAUUGGUCUCAUACCUGGUGUCGUUGCCGCCUGAACACCUGCCCGGCAAGAAAAUCGGCGUGUUCUCUUACGGGUCUGGUUUGGCUUCGUCUAUGUACUCGAUCAGGGUCGUCGACAACAAUUUGUCGAGUCUGAUCGGUAACCUGAAGAAGGGCAUCGACCGUCUGGAGGAGCGGAUACGCCUUACGCCCGAACAAUUUACGGAAGUGUUGGAAGUCCGGCAGAAGUCUUUGCACCGAGCGCCGUAUGUGCCAGUCAGCGACAAGGACCAACUGUUCCCAGGCACGUGGUACUUGUCCAGAAUAGACGAAAUGCACCGACGGUAUUACGAAAGAAAAGAAUAGGGCCUCGUAAAACAUCUUUAUAAUAGAAUACGUAUUUAUAUAACCCCAGUGGAAAAGUAUUAUUUAUCGAUGGCCGAUAAAUAUGUAAAUCGCGUUAUUCCCUGUACAUCAAGCAAAUAAUAAUUAGUGUUGGUUCUUUUUAAAAUGCAUUGUUAAUUUUAAGCAAAAAUCUUUGUACUUGUUUAGUUAUAGUAUUGGUUUAUACAUUUUUUUUAUAUACAUAAUAUGCAUGUAUAUACCUAUUAUAUAUAGAGUUAUGUAUUUAUUUUUCAUUAACAUGGUAUUUUCCAUUAAUAUUAUCAUACUCUUGGUGUGUGGGUUUUAUUGACAAUAAUUAUAAUAUUAAGUCGUUAAUGAAGUGGUGCUGAUGAUUGUUAAUUUUUUUUUAAACUACAGACAUGACAAAUUUAAUUUUUUUUUUUUUAAUAUUGUAAUUUUUAAAUCAUGCCUUAUUUAAUAGAUUAUCCACUUCAGGUUUUAAAAAUCAAAUGCAUUUAUACAUUUUCUUCAAAAUUUUAAAUAAAUAUAUUUUAGUGGGUAUUUUGAUUUUAAAAUUGUAUUAAUCACGGUUUUUCUUGCCUUUAUAAUUCCGUAAAAAAAUUAAUAAACAUGAUUUUUAAAUGAACCGGUUUAGUUAUGAAAAUAUAUACCUAUUACCUAUAUUUCAAUUAAGUGUAUACCAUGGGUACCUAACAAUAAAUUAUAGUACAGUGUGUUCAAAUAAUAGGUAAAACUUGACUAAAAAGAUUUCGUUGAAUAAAUAAAAUUAAAAACUUUGAGUUACAUCGUAUUAAUAUAUAUUAUGAUUUAUUGCAUAUUAUGCAAUAAUAUGUAUAAUAUGUAAUUAAUUGAGAAAUAUAAUUUUUUUUCGAUGUUUAAUAGAUGUAAAACUAUAAAUAAUGGGACAACUACUAAAUCUGUAAAUACUUAUACUUAUUGGCCAUAAAUCAUAAGUAAGUAGAUUUACAACUAUAAUUUUAAAUUGCCAAACAAAUAUUAAACUUUUUUUUGAUUAAAAACAUCGUGGAGGACAUUGCUGGUUUUAAUAUUUUAUUACAUCAGCGUUAUAUUAUUGUUUUUUUUUUUUUGGAAACACUAGAAACAAAAAAGUAUUUCAUGAUCAGUGGCGAAUUCAAGGGGAGAGUUAUAUUUGUAAGGCAUAAUAUAAAAUCCUAAAUAUCGUGUUUAUAAAAUUAUAUAAUACUUAUGAUUUAUAAUAAUAUGAAUAAUGUCGGAAUGUCCACUCCAAAACAAUUUUAGAUCCACCACUAGCCAUUAUGUUUUGUGCCAUAAUAUAAUAUUGAACUAUACAUUGAUUUGUGUAUUAAUAGUACUUUAAAAUAAAACACAUUUUUUUCAA
Messenger RNA from Rhopalosiphum padi (bird cherry-oat aphid), 2894 nucleotides. Its product is annotated as hydroxymethylglutaryl-CoA synthase 2-like. The coding region runs from base 191 to 1534 and encodes 447 amino acids. The record is from RefSeq and is a predicted model, not a curated record. Gene Ontology annotation, biological process: acetyl-CoA metabolic process. The transcript is spliced from 2 exons. Gene Ontology annotation, molecular function: hydroxymethylglutaryl-CoA synthase activity; protein binding; peptidyl-prolyl cis-trans isomerase activity. NCBI's taxonomy places the organism in Eukaryota, Metazoa, Arthropoda, Insecta, Hemiptera, Aphididae.